This is a messenger RNA of Python bivittatus (Burmese python), 525 nucleotides long. Lineage: Eukaryota; Metazoa; Chordata; Lepidosauria; Squamata; Pythonidae. The record is from RefSeq and is a predicted model, not a curated record.
AUGAUAUCUUUAAUUAUCACAGACCCUGGGAAGGAUCUGAUGUUCGAAAGCACCAAAUCCAGUCAGAAUGAUCUGGAGGAAGAUGAUGAUGGGGUUCCCAAGAAGAAGUGGCCAACGGUAGAUGCUUCCUAUUACGGUGGGCGUGGCGUUGGAGGCAUUAAGCGAAUGGAGGUUCGCUGGGGAGAAAAGGGAUCAACCGAAGAAGGGGCAAAGCUGGAGAAGGCCAAGAAUGCGCGAGUCAAGAUGCCAGAACAAGAGUAUGAGUUCCCAGAGCCAAGGAAUCUUGGAAACAGCAUGCGCAGGUCCUCCUCACCACAGAAGUGGUAUUCUCCUAUCAAGGGAAAGCUGGAUGCCCUCUGGGUUCUUCUGAGGAAAGGUUACGACCGGGUGUCCGUCAUGCGACCACAGCCAGGCGACAAGGGACGCUGCAUUACGUUCACCAGGGUGAAGACUUCCCAGGCGCCGCCCAAGUACCCGCUCAACAACGCCUACCACCCUUCAUCCCCACCCCCUGCCCCCAUUUAC